AUUAAAGGAGGAUUCGUGGCUGUACAUGAGAGAAGAACAUUAGGAUUUUACCAAAAUGAAUUCUACAUUUUCAAUUUCAGCUAAGCUUUCUAUUGGAGCUGGCAAUGGGAGCUUUCAGACUAGAACAUCUGCGGUUAUAACAAGGAGAGAAGAUGCAAUUACAGCUCCAAGAAGAAGAUCAAACAGGUUUCCUGGAUUGACAAGAGAGGGAAUUCCUCAUACUGAUCUACAUGUUGGGGAAGUGCUUGAAAGGAAAUCCGGGAUGAACAGCUUGGGAAUGGAAGGUACCUGCAGAUCAAAACCACAGUUCCAUCCUGGUUUUUUAGAAGAGGGUUAUGAUGGGUACAAGAAAAUCUGUGCAGAAUAUGCCAAGACUUUCUAUCUAGGUACUAGGUUGAUGACAGAGGAGAGGCAGAAAGCCAUAUGGGCAAUUUAUGAUGAACUGGUGGAUGGUCCAAAUGCAACGUACAUAAGCACCUCUGUUCUAGAUAGAUGGGAAGAGAGACUUCAUGACAUCUUUAAUGGUCGCCCCUAUGACAUGCUAGAUGCUGCACUCACUGAUGCAGUCUUCAAGUUCCCCUUGGAUAUCAAGCCUUUCAGGGACAUGAUUGAGUGGAUGAGAAUGGACAUACACAAACGCAGGUAUCAGAACUUUCAAGAGCUGUAUCUUUACUGCUACUGUGUUACCAGUAACACUGGCCUUAUGAGUGUUCCAGUAAUGGGAAUUGUACCGGAGUCCCAUGUUCCAGCUCAGAGUAUAUAUAACGCAGCCCUCUAUUUGGGCAUUGGAAAUCGUGCUUUGAGAGGGAGAGUCUACCUUUCACAAGACGAGCUUGCACUGUUUGGUUUAUGCGACAAAGAUGUGUUCUCUAGGGAAGAUCACGGAUGCAUGAAGUUAAUGAAAGAGCAGAUCACAAGGGCAAGGUUCUACUUCAACCUGGCUGAGGAUGGAGCUUCCCAGAUUCACAAGGCAAGCCGCUGGCCGGUUUGGUCAUCUCUGCUGCUGUAUAGAAAGAUACUGGAUGCAAUUGAGGAUAAUGACUAUGACAACCUCACAAAGAGAGCUUUUGUGGGAAGGAUUGAGAAACCUGUAACGCUGCCUUCGGCAUAUAGGAGAGCUGCAUUGUCACCACGUUUAAUCUUUCACUGAGGACUAUCUCAGCAUAGAGGAGAAAACACCAGAAUUUUAGUUUAAACUUGAUUUUCUGUAGAGCAGUGUUAUUGAUAUCUAGAUCCUUACCCUUUGUUCUGUACACAGGUUCCCCUUGCAGCCCUUUCAAAUUGAGGAAAAUAGAGUUAGAAACAUCAA
Messenger RNA from Rubroshorea leprosula, 1309 nucleotides. NCBI's taxonomy places the organism in Eukaryota, Viridiplantae, Streptophyta, Magnoliopsida, Malvales, Dipterocarpaceae. The record is from the annotation of a GenBank genome assembly.